Messenger RNA from Lingula anatina, 726 nucleotides. Its product is annotated as CBY1-interacting BAR domain-containing protein 1-A. Lineage: Eukaryota; Metazoa; Brachiopoda; Lingulata; Lingulida; Lingulidae. Gene Ontology annotation, cellular component: ciliary basal body; ciliary transition zone. The record is from RefSeq and is a predicted model, not a curated record. Gene Ontology annotation, biological process: cilium assembly.
UUAGCGAAUAGAGACCAGAAUUUGAUUUGAAAAUAAUACGCUAUUUUUUCAUCUGAUGAUGAAAAGACGUCAAAAUAUCUGAACUGAAGACAAAACAUGACUACUAGGAAUGCAACUGAAAUUAAAACAAGUGAAAACCAGUCCAAGUUCAUUCAAGACCGGAUAGGGCAGGUAGAGAAGUAUUUUGGUGAAAUAUGUUACCAUUUUGGCGCCUAUGCAAGAAAAUGUGCCAAGCUCCGGGACAAAGGUGAUGAGGUGUGUAAGAGUGUCAUGGACUAUGCUAUCAACAGCACCUUAAAUGGGACAUCCAAGACAGGCCUGACCCAGUUUGCAGAAUACCUGUCGGCAGUGCAAGAUUACAGGAAUGCGCAGGUGCAGAGACUGGAAGCCAAGGUGAUAGCCCCAUUGUCUACAUAUGGGAAUGCCUGCAAGCAUGCCAGAGAGGAUCUGAAGGCAGCCUUUGCUGCUAGAGGCAAAGAAGAAAAACAGCAGAAGCAGUAUGAUAAAAUCAGGGAGAAAAACCCCAGUGAUCGCCAGCAAAUUUCCCAGGCAGAGACAGAGCUCCAGAAGGCUCACGUAGACGCCUCAAGGACCAGCAGGGCACUGGAGGAACAGAUGGAUGAGUUUGAGAAGAAAAAGUUGGGAGACAUCAAGGUAGUUUGGUUGCAUUACAUUAAGUGUUAUAUUACAAUGGAUGUUUUCAUAGUUUAAAGUGUACUGUCUGUU